Molecule: messenger RNA, 805 nt
Organism: Sipha flava (yellow sugarcane aphid)
Lineage: Eukaryota; Metazoa; Arthropoda; Insecta; Hemiptera; Aphididae
Product: protein FAM210B, mitochondrial-like
Exons: 1
Coding region: 125-649 (174 amino acids)
Cellular component (GO): mitochondrion
Source: RefSeq, a predicted model, not a curated record
GUUUUAGGACAAAAAUAUUAUUGUUAUUAACCAAAUUAAAGAUUUUUAAAGUGUGGAACAUCGUUCUUAAAUUAAAUAUUUUAAACGUUUAACUAAAAGUACAUUUCUGCGAAACGAGUGCAUUAUGUUUAAAGUUGUAACUUCAUGUACAAAAGUUAUCGUGCCUGUCAGAAGAUGUUUUCAAAGUAGUAAUUACACAUGCAGACUCGUCUCGAUUCCACAAAAAUAUCAGACACAUUUGCAGUUUGCUGCACGUUCAAUUGGGCCGUACAUACGUUGUCUGCCGAGUUGGACUAAUGUCCGAUCGUGUCAUGCAAAAUCACCUGAGCUGACUCCACGUGAAAAAUUGAAAAAAGCUGCUAAAGAAUAUGGUUCUGUAUUAAUUGCAUUCCAUGUCGGCAUUUCAUUGAUAUCAUUGGGUACAGUAUAUUUUUUAAUCUCGAAUGGUGUUGAUGUCCAACAAUGGAUUGGUUGGAUGGGUAUGUCAAAUGCAGAUGAAAGUACUAAAAUCGUAGCUGGAGCAAGUCAAUUUAUUAUUGCGUAUGCUAUUCACAAAUCUUUUGCACCAGUGCGCAUUUCAAUAACCCUUGUAUCUGUACCAUUAAUUGUACGAUAUCUCAGGUCUAAAGGAAUAAUGAAAAUGAAAUAACAUAGGUAUUAACUGAUUAACUAAUUUGUUUGUAUCUAUGUGUAAUGUAUCUAUGAAUAAGUAUUUUAUUGUAUGUUUAGAUUUUUAUUAAGAAAGGUUUGUUCAUUAUGUUAAAUAUGGUAUUAUACUGUUUGAAAUAUUAAAUAUUUUUGUAUU